Astyanax mexicanus (Mexican tetra) is the source of this 3481-nucleotide messenger RNA. RefSeq lists its product as uncharacterized. The record is from RefSeq and is a predicted model, not a curated record. NCBI's taxonomy places the organism in Eukaryota, Metazoa, Chordata, Actinopteri, Characiformes, Acestrorhamphidae. The transcript is spliced from 26 exons. Bases 191 to 3481 code for a protein of 1096 amino acids.
UUUCACAAACUUCCAGUGGAGAACAUCAUGUUCUACUAGUGGAAUCAGACUAAAGGUCUAAGAUCUAAGUUUUGGAUCUCGUUUAUGUUCUGCAGAUGUUUAGGUUCUGUUGAUCUUCUUGUGUUGAAUCUCCUCCAACGUUUCCUUCAGGAUCAGUGAACGAUGAGCUGGUGAACGAACCCAAACCACAAUGAGAGAAAACACCAUGAUCUACAGAGCGCUCAUCCUGUCUUUUCUCUGGACAGGAUGCUGCACAGCUCUGAUCACUGUACAGUGCAAUUCAACUCAACUCAACGGAUCACCAUGCAGCCUGAACAUAGAAACCAACAUCAUCAAUUCCACCACCAAUUCCACCACCAUAGAUGCUAUCCCCAUCAAUUCCACCACUAAUUCCACCACCAUAGAUGCUAUCCCCAUCAAUUCCACCACCAAUUCCACCACCAUAGAUGCUAUCCCCAUCAAUUCCACCACUAAUUCCACUCAGGUUUCUUGCAGUAGUGGCAAUGUAACAUCUGAUGGACUAUGGGGUGUAAAUUCGUCUGCAGGUCUGGCUUUCAUGACUGAAGCUUUGGGCUCUCUGAGUUCAGAAAAUCUGAAGAAUGUGGAGUUCAUUCAGACAUGGGUGUGCGCUUGGCUCCUCCCACUCCUGCCAAUCAUUGAUGACAACUUCAUGUCAGAAAUGAACAAGAAGAAUUUCAGCUGUGAGAGUUACCAGGAAAUUGUCAAAUUUCUAACCCAGCAGACCAAUAUAACGGACAUGGAGCAGCAAAUAUCAAUCUACACACAUUUCAUUUUCCCUUUCCUCAACCGAAGCUCAGGGUGUGUCUCUGGAAACAAAUCUUUUAAAAACUGGCUGAGAGACAAUUUGGGCAGUUUCUCAGGUUUUGCAUCUUGGGAGGACAUCAUAACUCUUAAUGGAAAUGUCUCAGUGGUGGCAGUCAUCGACUCCCUUUCUCCAGAACAGAAAGCACAACUGAUACUGGACCCAUCUGGUGGGGCUCUAGAGAAUGAGACAUUGGUGAAGGAAGUGAUGAUCGGAAUGCUGUCAUCUUCGGCAGAGGAGCAGCUGAAUGUGUUCUUUGAGAUGUUUGUCAACAUCACCGAAGAGAAACAAAUCGACUUCAUUGAAAACGAAGCUGUGAGAGACACGAUCCUGAACCUGACUUUGACUGCUCUGGCUCCCGAAUUUGACGUCUUCCAGCCAAGUCAGUUUAAGUUGUGGUUCCAAGAGUAUCUCGUAGUUCUUCUGGCCAGUUUCCAACCCAGCUGGCUUGACCUGAUCCCCAGAAACCUCAGCUGUGAUUCCUAUAAGGCAAUUUUGAGGGGCAUGGACAUGAGUCUGGCAGUUCUUCCACUUGACCUGGAAGAGGGACUCAGAUUGAGCAGAGAAUUACUGAGCCUAACUUUGCCACAAGAUUGCACGGCUCCCUUCCCCGUAGGAGUGGAUGAAGCUCUGUCCUCCAGUGACCUUGUCACAGUGCUGACAUGUCAGCUCGCCAGCAAAUUGGACUACAACACGACAGUUUGGAAGCUUUUCUUCCAAAAGUUUGAAGCAUCUCUGGAUGAAGCCCUAGACACUUUCUCCGAAAUGACUCUGAACAUCAGUCUGUCUCAACCGUAUGUUCUUGAUGCCGUCGGUGAGGUAAAACUCAACAACUUCAGUGAGGCACAGCUUACGGAUGCUGCCUUCAUCAACAAGUGGUUCCAGAUUAGGCUCAGACCAUUUUUGUCAACAGUGUCCACAAACUUCCUCUCCUGUCUCAGUUCUAAGAACUUCAGCUGUCGGUCCUACCAAGUUGUGGUGAAGGCAUUUAGCGGGCAAGAUCAACUCAUGAAAGAGCAUCAGAAAUGGGCCGUCUUUAAUUAUUUCAUCUAUCCCUUCCUCUCAAGAGAUGACCUUUCAGAUCCUGGGUGUGUUUCCAGUGCUUCUGACAGCAAAGACUGGUUACAAAAGAACUUUGGAGAGUUCCUCAACUAUGCCACCUUGACAGAGCUCACAGAUCUAUAUGCAAAUUUGUCCACCUUCGAAUCUUUGGAUCUGCUGACCCCUAGCCAAGCAGCUGAACUCACUCUGACUUCUGGAGCACUGAACAGCACAAGUCAAAUCGACCAAGUGUUCAACCGACUAGACAAUGGCGAUGCUUUCGGGAACCUGGAUGAGUUUCUCACAGCCCUCACUGAUCGUAAGGUCGACCAAAUAAUUCCUGCUGUGAGAGAUGUGAUGAUGAAUCGAACCUUCCAGAUCAUCAGCACAGAAUUCCCAGAGUUUGAGACCUCUGACUGGAUAGACUGGUUUGAUGUCAAGCUAGUCCCUAUCCUUCCCAGUUUCACUGCUGAGAUGCUAGCAGUGGCCAUCAACCACACCAACUGCACCAACUACCGAGUAAUUGUUUCAGGAAUGAGCCACGUCUUCUUUGAAAUGACUGCCAGCAGGAGGGAGGAAAUAACAGAGGUUUUAGUCAGUUUCCUGAAGGAUUCUGCUGCAGAGGUCAACACACCAGUUUGCAGCAAGGAUAUCCACGGUGAUGCAGAAUGGCUGAAAACCAACUUGGGUCAGUUCUGGAAAAUGGCAAACUACUCCGACCUCAAAGACCUGAACAUCUCUGGGGUGGCAGUCAUCGACUCCCUUUCUCCAGAACAGAAAGCACAACUGAUACUGGACCCAUCUGGUGGGGCUCUAGAGAAUGAGACAUUGGUGAAGGAAGUGAUGAUCGGAAUGCUGUCAUCUUCGGCAGAGGAGCAGCUGAAUGUGUUCUUUGAGAUGUUUGUCAACAUCACAGAAGAGAAACAAAUCGACUUCAUUGAAAACGAAGCUGUGAGAGACACGAUCCUGAACCUGACUUUGACUGCUCUGGCUCCCGAAUUUGACGUCUUCCAGCCAAGUCAGUUUAAGUUGUGGUUCCAAGAGUAUCUCGUAGUUCUUCUGGCCAGUUUCCAACCCAGCUGGCUUAACCUGAUCCCCAGAAACCUCAGCUGUGAUUCCUAUAAGGCAAUUUUGAGGGGCAUGGACAUGAGUCUGGCAGUUCUUCCACUUGACCUGGAAGAGGGACUCAGAUUGAGCAGAGAAUUACUGAGCCUAACUUUGCCACAAGAUUGCACGGCUCCCUUCCCCGUAGGAGUGGAUGAAGCUCUGUCCUCCAGUGACCUUGUCACAGUGCUGACAUGUCAGCUCGCCAGCAAAUUGGACUACAACACGACAGUUUGGAAGCUUUUCUUCCAAAAGUUUGAAGCAUCUCUGGAUGAAGCCCUAGACACUUUCUCCGAAAUGACUCUGAACAUCAGUCUGUCUCAACCGUAUGUUCUUGAUGCCGUCGGUGAGGUAAAACUCAACAACUUCAGUGAGGCACAGCUUACGGAUGCUGCCUUCAUCAACAAGUGGUUCCAGAUUAGGCUCAGACCAUUUUUGUCAACAGUGUCCACAAACUUCCUCUCCUGUCUCAGUUCUAAGAACUUCAGCUGUCGGUCCUACCAAGUUGUGUAA